GGAAGGUAGCGCGGGAUGGGAGUCGCUAGAGGCAGGGAGCCCGCUGCGCAGGUGCCAAAACGGGGUGUGGGUGGCACACUUGUGUAACUGCUGGAUGGUCCAGCUCAACACCCCUUUCCCUGGGUGUGGUGCUAAAGGCAGCCCAAUGACUAGAUACAGCCACUCUUCUCGAGCUGAUACAAUGCAGUGCCCUGCCAAAGGAGAUAUUCUUCAGUGGAAAAAAAAGUUUUGGGACCCUUUAAAGACAAGAUUUCUUAUUCUAGUUUCAGCUGGAAUGUAACCUUAUCUAUCGGGGACUCAAGUAAUCAGUUUCUGGACUGAAGACCAAAAUGGGUGAUGUUGAAAAAGGCAAGAAGCUCUUUGUUCAGAAAUGCUCUCAGUGCCACACAGUUGAAAAAGGGGGGCCGCACAAGACUGGACCAAAUCUUUGGGGUCUGUUUGGUCGCAAAACAGGACAAGCUGCAGGAUUCUCUUACUCAGAUUCAAACAAGAACAAAGGUGUUGUCUGGAAUGAAAAUACACUGAUGGAGUAUUUGGAGAACCCUAAGAAAUAUAUUCCUGGAACUAAAAUGAUUUUUGCUGGCAUUAAAAAGAAGAAUGAGAGAGCAGAUGUUAUUGCAUACUUGAAAAAGGCAACAUCUUCAUGAAGUGUUCUUACAACUACCGUGAUGUCAGAAAGUGUUUCAAAAUUUGAAUCUCUCUUGUAUCAGUAUUCAUGUUUCAGUAGUCUGUUAAUAUUUGUUUAUUAGGUACUGGUCUUAGCAUCUGAAAAUAUGAGUCUUUAUUUGAUUUUUGCUAAGCCUACUACCAAAACAAAUUAAGGGUGAGCACUAUGUAAACUAUUUCUAUGAUGGUAAAGGUGGGUAUGGCUCCAUACAGAUAUUUCAAAAGAAAAAUACUGUUCCCUUUUCCAAGGAGCUUCCAACUGAAGGGUCCAGUCCUGGAAUUAUAUAUACAUAACUGGAAUUAUACAUACAUAUAACUUUACAUGGAAAUCAAUGUGACUGUUCAAGUUAGUACAGUUACUCACACGUGUAAGUGGUUGUAGCAAUGGACCCUAAUACUUCUUCCUUGAAGAUUUUACUUAGGCAAAAUUCUCAACAAAAUCAGUGGGGGCUCAGCAUUUUGCAGGAUUCAGCCCUAAUUUAAAAGAGCAAGGGUUGACAAACAAUGGAACUGAACUACGGAGAAAAAGCCAGUCAGCUUUAUAUCAAGAUGUUAGUAUAAAAGUGAAGCUCAAGGGAUUGGAAUAGCUACAGUUUGAUCUGUAAAUAAUUUCAAAACUUUAGCUCACUCCUUGUAUUAGCGUUUCUUCAUGUGUUAAAAGGACAAACUGUCGACCAAUCAGCAAUCUCUUCAUUACAGUUAUAGUUUUUUUUCACUCCACGUGUUCACUCCAUGAGUCAAAUAUAUUAAGGUAUCCAGCCCCCUUACUAUAAAGAAACAAAUAAGGUCUGACAUAGCUCAAAUGAUGGUAAUAAUAGCAGGAAUACUUUCACCUUUAGUUCAUACUCACAACUGUUCUGGUAGCCUAUAGAAAAUGUAAUGGUUUAGCCUGGGCCUGGGAAGACAGGAUUACUACAUGAGCCGAUACCUUACUUGGGUAUUUUAGAGAAUUCAAGAAUUAUACGUGCAUGGAAACUGAUCUGCCUUUCUCACUUCAUUAAGGCACUUCAGGCUCAGGCUGUGAGGGUCUCAUUUAUGCUGUCCCAUACCUAUUCUAGGGCUAUAAAUCUUGCACCUUUCAAAUGGCGAACCUUGAAAAUGAGGUUGGAGUGGGGAUUGAGGAAAUUAACAGUAGAGCGUACAUCUUUAAUAGUGAAAUCUGCAUCUAAUUUAUAUCUUUUUAUUAGACAAACUGCUUAGCUGUACUGCUGAGAGUACUAAGUCUUCCCAGGGUUCUGUAAAUACUGAGGUGUUAACUUACAUUAUUGUUAAAGGCAGUACUUUCAUGUGUUUGGCCACUGAUGAUUUGUGCAGAAUAUAUCCCAAUAACAUUAAAGAUGUUAGUAAAAAGAAAACUUAUAAAAUAUAUUGAACAUCUAAAUUUAA
Molecule: messenger RNA, 2052 nt
Organism: Caretta caretta (loggerhead turtle)
Lineage: Eukaryota; Metazoa; Chordata; Testudines; Cheloniidae
Product: cytochrome c iso-1/iso-2
Molecular function (GO): electron transfer activity; heme binding
Source: RefSeq, a predicted model, not a curated record